Capsicum annuum is the source of this 2496-nucleotide messenger RNA. Its product is annotated as probable polyamine transporter At1g31830. The record is from RefSeq and is a predicted model, not a curated record. Lineage: Eukaryota; Viridiplantae; Streptophyta; Magnoliopsida; Solanales; Solanaceae. The coding region runs from base 549 to 1955 and encodes 468 amino acids. Gene Ontology annotation, molecular function: transmembrane transporter activity. The transcript has 2 exons. Gene Ontology annotation, biological process: transmembrane transport. Gene Ontology annotation, cellular component: membrane.
UAAUUAUAAAGAGGUGAUUUUUUAUUUUUUUUGAUAGAUGAAAAAGAAAAGUAUGCUAAGUGAACAAAACAAAUAUUUUUAUUUGAUCUACAACAUUAGGUUAAUUGCAGAUCAAAAAGAAAAGUGUCUUAUGUAAAGUGAAAAUUUUAUAUGGUCUUCAACGUCAGGCCAAUUAGCAACUUGUACAUUUUUUUAAAUCCAAAUUAGCUGUAUUACUUUCAUAUUUUUUGAACAAUGAAUACUUUUAUUUUUCAAUUUUAAUUAAAACUUCUUUGACUUUGGGAAAUCUGCCAUUAGGUGCUUUAAAACUUCGGUUGUUAUGCCACGCAAUAACAACUUCCCUUGCCCCCCCCCCCCCCCCCCCCCCCCCCCCCCCCCCACCCCCCACCAAUCCCCCCCCCCCCCCCCCCCCCAACCCCACACACACAACCACUAUAAUUCCCUCGCAUGCAAUUCCACUGAACUGCAAAUUCUCAGCAACAAUACUUGUGAUCUAUCAAUUUUUUUUGAAAUUGAGGGUUUCAGUACAAAGAGAAUCUGCAAUACCAAUGGGGGAGUAUAAUGGUGCAGAGUACAUAGGGAUUCAUGAUGUUCCUCUAUCUCCUAGAGCAAAUAACGCCAAGAAAGUUUCGCUUUUGCCACUAAUUUUCCUCAUUUUCUAUGAGGUUUCUGGUGGUCCAUUUGGUGUUGAGGACACUGUGCAAGCAGCUGGUCCUCUUUUUGCUCUUCUUGGUUUCUUGAUUUUCCCAUUAAUAUGGAGUGUCCCUGAGGCAUUGAUUACUGCUGAAAUGGGGACUAUGUUCCCUGAGAAUGGUGGUUAUGUUGUGUGGGUUUCAUCUGCUUUAGGUCCAUAUUGGGGGUUUCAACAAGGUUGGGUGAAAUGGCUUAGUGGAGUUAUCGACAAUGCACUUUAUCCUGUUAUGUUCCUAGAUUACCUUAAAUCAGCUAUCCCUGCAUUAGGUGGUGGGCUUCCUAGGAUUGUAGCUGUUUUAGCACUUACUUUGGUUCUUACUUACAUGAACUAUAGAGGUUUAACGAUUGUUGGAUGGAUGGCUGUCUCGCUUGGUAUAUUGUCGAUCCUACCUUUCGUGGUUAUGGGGCUCAUUUCGAUUCCCAAAAUUAGGCCUUCAAGAUGGUUGGUGCAAGAUGUACAUAAUAUUGAUUGGAACUUGUAUCUGAAUACUCUUUUCUGGAAUCUGAACUAUUGGGAUUCGAUAAGUACUCUUGCUGGUGAAGUACAUAACCCGAAAAAGACUCUGCCCAAGGCUUUGUUUUAUGCUGUGAUUUUAGUUGUGCUGUCGUAUUUUUUCCCUUUGCUGAUUGGUACCGGAGCUGUUCCCCUCCAGCGCGACUUGUGGACUGAUGGUUAUUUCUCAGACAUAGCGAAGAUACUUGGUGGAGUUUGGCUCAGAUGUUGGGUUCAAGGUGCUGCUGCUGUAUCAAACAUGGGGAUGUUUGUAGCUGAAAUGAGUAGUGACUCUUUUCAGUUACUUGGUAUGGCAGAGAGGGGAAUGCUCCCUGAGUUUUUUGCAAAGAGAUCUCGCCAUGGAACUCCUUUAAUUGGGAUUCUCUUUUCGGCUUCUGGUGUGAUUUUACUUUCAUGGCUGAGCUUUCAGGAGAUAGUAGCAGCAGAAAAUUUCUUGUAUUGCUUUGGAAUGAUUUUGGAAUUUAUAGCAUUUGUAUGGUUAAGGAUUAAGUACCCAAAUGCACCACGCCCGUUCAAGAUACCCGGGGGAACAAUUGGAACUGUCCUGCUGUGCAUACCUCCAGCCAUUCUUAUCGGUGUUGUAUUGGCCUUCUCUACAAUCAAAGUUAUGAUUGUAAGCCUCGCUGCUGUUGCAAUUGGGUUGGUGUUGCAACCGUGCAUUAAGCUUAUCGAGAGGAAGAGAUGGCUGAAGUUCUCCACUAGUUCUGAUCUUCCUGAUAUCGCAUCAGACGGUCCAUUAAUUCGUUGAUAACGAUUCUCUACUGAGUUAUGCCAUUAUUAGGCUUAUCUGCUCCACUUACAUAGAAGCUGUGGUACUGUGUGCAGUGCUGAGUUAUCAUGGGAGCCCGUGGAAAACAGGCAACGUCAACAGGUGGCUUCUAAUCUCGUACACAGUGUUUGCUAUGUUUUUCUCGAUAAAUGCUGAGUAGCUACAGUUUCCAGAGCAACUCCAGCAGAAGUGGUUCGUCAUAGGUUGGUUGAUUUUUUUCUUUUAAAGGAUCUUACGGUAACCUUCUAAUCUUGUAGCUGUAUUAGCCCUGGUCUUGAGACUAUCAAGUUUAAGUAGCUACCGAUGAUAGUUCAGGGAAUUGCGUUAGAAACAGAUGGUGAUUGCUUUUUCCCCUGAAUUGAUCCUCUUACUUGUUGUGUGUAAUGUGCAUAGUGUGCUAGUAAGACUAAUAACUGUAGAGGUGUAAAUGAACUCAUAUGUUCAUAAUUGAAACACAAUCCCAGCUCAUGUAAGUUUGAACUCAGGCUAUUUAUUUAAAGAAAAAAUGAGUUUGGUUUCA